UCCUUCCUUCCUUGUCCUACUCAAUCCAACUUUUGCGCCUCUGCCCACAACUUGAUGUCUCUCAUCAGUUUGUGCCUCUGUAACCGCGGGUACGCUAACAAACUAUUCUCGCAAAUUUUUAAAGCAAUUCAUGCCAAGUGGAAUCCCAGAUGGAAGCAGUAAAGGCUCAGGGUGUUCGUUCAGAAUCACAAGUGGAGGAUUUGGGGCGAUGCGUUGAUGAAAUUUCCACCACUGUCAAUCAGCUUGAGCAAAGAGUCAAUGAUGUUGAACAGUUCUACAUGACUACAGACAACACGCAGCUGACUGCUACCAAAUAUAGUUCUGUUUUUAAGGACAAAGUCAAGGAAAAACAGCUUACCAACAUUGAGAAGCAGCAGCAAGAAGCAUCACAUAGAGAGGCAGCUGCUGUGAAGAGAAUGCAGGAUCUUAUGCGUCAAUUUGCCACAAUUUUACGUCAGAUCACUCAGCACAAAUGGGCACAUCCUUUUAUGCAUCCUGUUGAUGUUGAAGGUCUUGGUUUGCAUGACUAUUAUGAGGUUAUUCAGAAGCCUAUGGACUUUGGUACAAUAAAAAGUAAGAUGGAAGCUAAGGAUGGUAUUGGCUACAAUAAUGUACGUGAAAUUUAUGCUGAUGUUAGAUUGGUUUUCAAGAACGCAAUGAAAUACAAUGAUGAAAGACACGAUGUCCAUAUAAUGGCCAAAACUUUAUUGGAAAAAUUUGAGGAGAAGUGGCUACAACUUUUGCCUAAAGUUGCUGAAGAGGAGAAAAGACAGGUCGAGGAGGAAGCAAAGUCACAGCUAGAUAUGAAGCUGGCACAAGAGGCAGCUCAUGCUAACAUGGCCAGAGAGUUGAGCAAUGAACUUUGUGAGGUUGAUUUGCAAUUGGAGAAACUCAGACAGAUGGUCAUCCAGAGAUGCAGAAAAAUGUCCACUGAAGAGAAAAAGAAACUGGGGACGGCUCUCACCCGAUUGUCGCCUGAAGAUCUUAGUAAGGCUCUGGAGAUAGUUGCUGAGAACAAUCCUGGCUUUCAACCAACAGCCCAAGAGGUGGAUCUCGACAUAGAUGCCCAGAGUGAAUUAACGUUGUGGAGAUUAAAGGUUUUUGUUCAAGAUAAACUUAAACUAGCUGGAAAGUGCUCUGAAGAUGUGGAUUGCAACAACAUAAAUAAUAAUGGGAAUACCAUCAAGAGCAACUCCAAACGAAAAAGAGAGAUAUCUGAUGCUCUUACAAAGAAUGCUAUAAAGAGGACUCGGAAGCUGUCUCCUAACUCAUGAUCAACUGUUGCGGCCUUUUAUUGUAGUGUUUUCAUGCUUAAACUUGGAUUUGAAGUUGCCCAGCUGCUAAAUGUUAGUAUAAAGUGUAAUCAAGUGAGAAUUUUAGUUUGCCGGUGGCACAACUCCUUACGAUUAUGUAAAGGUGCAUAGAUUACAGAACUUUGUAUUUUUUACCUUGUCAAUUAUUGGAGCAUUUAUUUGGUACAUAACAAGCGCUA
Messenger RNA from Theobroma cacao (cacao), 1492 nucleotides. It is a transcript of the gene IMB1, whose product is annotated as Transcription factor GTE6. The record is from RefSeq and is a predicted model, not a curated record. Gene Ontology annotation, molecular function: protein binding. NCBI's taxonomy places the organism in Eukaryota, Viridiplantae, Streptophyta, Magnoliopsida, Malvales, Malvaceae.